AUGAUUAGAGAAAGACUUCAAAUUUUUGUUUUGCUGCUCAUCACCCAAAUAAUUUGCAAUGCUACGGAUACAAAUCACUGUCCUCCUUCUUCAUGUGGGAAUAUCCACAACAUUAGUAAACCUUUCCGAUUACAAACUGAUCCAAACCACUGCGGAAAACAUGGAUAUGAGCUUUCUUGCGAAAAUAAUAUCACAGUGCUGAAUCUAUUCAGAGGAAGAUACUAUGUGCAGGCCAUCAACUACGAUGACUUCACCAUCCGACUGGUGGAUGAUGGCAUCAACCCAGAUGAUUGCUCCUCCAUUCCUCGUUUUCCUUUAACUCGUAGCAAAUUAUCGGAGGUAGAUGAUCGAUACUGGAGUGUCUAUUCACAGCCUAUGAUUAGUUUCAUAAAGUGCCCAAAUCCAGUGUACUCUCCCUCUUAUCUGGACUGUUCUACUUGCAUUAAUGGAGGUUCUGCUUUGCAGACGCAUACCUAUGCGAUGAUGAUAAAUGAAAAUACCGAGGUAUCUGAUUUGAUGGAGUUGUGCAGCGUAGAGAUGAUUUAUUUGCUUCCAGAUGAAAAGGCUUUCGAGAACAGGGAUAAUGAUAAUAUAGCCUGCGUUGAAAUUCACAGGCAACUUGCAUAUGGGUUUGAGCUUAUGUGGGAGCUCAACUAUUUCGAUUUCUACCAGGACACUAAUGACACUACUAACCACUUCGGUAUACAAGAUCUGCCCUAUACAUUGAUGGAGGGAAUCUAUGCGAUCGUCUAUGCAAUCGAAUUAAUUUUCUCUACAUUUUCUGCAGUUGAUUACCCAUUGAUAUUCGCUGUUAUUGGAAAGUUUUUGGUUGGAAGAGCUUUGUUUGGACUUCCAUUUGUAAUUGCUUUUCUUGUAUUCAAAUGGCGAAGGAAACAUCGGUCGGAAUAUGACACAAUUGAAGAAUUCCUACAAACCCAUAAUAACCUUAUGCCGAUAAGAUAUUCUUACUCGCACAUUAAGAAGAUUACUAGAGGUCUCAAGGAAAAGUUGGGAGAAGGAGGCUUUGGUUCUGUGUAUAAAGGAAAGCUUCGUAGUGGUCAAUUUGCUGCAGUGAAAAUAUUGGAUAAAUCUAAAGCUGAUGGACAAGAUUUUAUUAAUGAAGUUGCUACUAUUGGGAAGAUUCACCAUGUUAAUGUGGUAAAACUAAUUGGUUUUUGUGCCGAGGGAUCAAGACGAGCUCUUAUAUAUGAAUUCAUGUCUAAAGGAUCUCUUAAUAAUUAUAUUACUUGUCAUGAAGGAUCCAUUUCUUUAAGUUGGGAAAAACUAUAUGAGAUAUCCCUUGGAGUUGCUCGUGGCAUUGAAUAUCUACAUCGAGGUUGUGACAUGCAAAUCCUUCAUUUUGAUAUCAAACCUCACAACAUUCUUUUGGAUGAAAAUUUCACUCCAAAGAUAUCUGAUUUUGGGAUUGCUAAAUUUUAUCCAACCAAGGGGAGCAUUCCAUCUCUUACAGCUGCAGGGGGAACAGUAGGAUAUAUGGCACCAGAGAUAUUCUAUAGAAACAAAUUCUACAAAAACAUUGAACGUGUCUCAUAUAAAGCAGAUGUGUAUAGCUUUGGACAAUUGGUGUUAGAAAUGGCGGACAGAGAGAAGAAAGUAAAUGCAUUUGUUGAAAGUUUAAGUGACGUUUACAGUCCAUAUCGGCUUCAUGACCAACUCUCUAGUGGAAACUUACCAAUAGAAGAUAUAGAAAAGGAGGAAAAUAUAAAAGCUAGGAAAAUGAUGAUAACAGGAUUAUGGUGCGUACAGUUUCAACCUUCUAAUCGUCCUGCAAUGAACAAAGUUAUAGAGAUGCUUGAAGGAGAUUUUGAAAGCCUACAAAUGCCUCCCAGGCCUGUUCUAUUUCCUGCAGAUUCAAUGAUUACGGAUGGGGGAAGAUUGUCAUUAACAUCAGAUGAGUUUACAGAAUCAAAUAGCUUGGCUGAAAAUUCGGGAGGACACAUAGGAAAUAUUCUGCUCAGUGCAGGGGAAGGCCAACAUGCCACUCGUUGAAAGAGUAGUCUUUCCAUUUUAAAUGGUAGAACAGAAAUCUUCUCCAUCUUGCAUCCUUUUAAAUUGCUCUAAACACUAGAGUUGAUUAAUGACUCGAUGAUAGUUUGUAAUGAUUCUGUUUUUAACUUGCAAGUGCAAGCUACCUUUAUUUGCAUCGUAUUUGUGGUUCUUCUAAACCUAAUGAUAAUGCAUUUGCAGAUGUUUCACUA
This is a messenger RNA of Hevea brasiliensis (rubber tree), 2219 nucleotides long. Its product is annotated as LEAF RUST 10 DISEASE-RESISTANCE LOCUS RECEPTOR-LIKE PROTEIN KINASE-like 2.3. Gene Ontology annotation, biological process: protein phosphorylation. The transcript is spliced from 4 exons. NCBI's taxonomy places the organism in Eukaryota, Viridiplantae, Streptophyta, Magnoliopsida, Malpighiales, Euphorbiaceae. The record is from RefSeq and is a predicted model, not a curated record. The coding region runs from base 1 to 2010 and encodes 669 amino acids. Gene Ontology annotation, molecular function: ATP binding; polysaccharide binding; protein kinase activity.